AUGCCUGAGAGACAUCCUGCUGCUUCAGCCCAUAGAAACUCUCUAGAUCGCUUGGACUCAGGUCCAAAGCAUGUUCCAACAACAACUAAAUCAUCUUCCGUCUCUGGAACUUCCACCGGAGGAAAAGUUAACCAGUCAGCAUUUAUACAUAAGCUUUACAAUAUGCUUGAAGAUGAAUCCAUCAGACAUUUAAUCUCUUGGACUCGCUCUAAUGACUCGUUCGUCAUCUCGCCUGGUGAAGAGUUUUCAAAAGUUUUGGCCCUCUAUUUUAAACACACAAACGUCUCAUCAUUUGUAAGACAACUCAACAUGUAUGGCUUCCAUAAAGUCAAUGACAAUUUUCACGGCUCAAACAAUUCAAACUCAUCUUCUAACUCAAACUCGUCGGAAACUGCACAAUGGGAAUUUAAACAUGGUGCCGGAUCCUUCAAACGUGGCGAUACUGAAGCACUUCGUGGUAUUAAACGAAGAGCUUCAAGACCUUCCUCCAUCCACAGAGAUAGUAUUCCCUUAAAAUCAAUUUCUCUUUCUGUCCCAUCUACACCUCCUCCAGGAGCUGGCCCUCCAAAUGGAGCUUCUGACUAUUCUAUGAAUACCACCAAUGCAAUAGCUGCUGCUGCUGCCGCUGCUGCUGCCGCAACUAUCGGUCCUAUUUCUUUAAAUAAUACCCAACAACCUCCUCUAAUACCGAUUCCAAUGAAUCCUACCGUUGGCCCUAUUCCUCUUCAUCAACAACCUCCACCACCUCAUAUUCACCAGCAAUUUAUUCACCAGCAAAUCCCACCACAUCAGCAUCAACAACAGCAUCAAAAACUGCCAUUACCGCCGCAACAGCAACAACAGCAACAACAACAGCAACAACAACAACCACCACCACCACCGCCACCACACCCAUCAUCGCAUCAACAACAGCAUCAACAACAGCAGCAGCAGCAACAGCAGCAGCAACAGCAACAGCAACAAGCUCCUUCUAAACCGCAACCGCAACCACAACCACAACAGCCACAACAGCCACAACCACAGCAACCACAGCAAGCUCCUCCACCUCCACAUCCUUCUGCUCAUCCUCAUCCACCAAACUCAACUCAACCCUCUCAUGUCAAUUUUUACCAUUCUUCAGUUUCACUGCAACAACAGCAACAAAACCCGCAACCACAAAUCCCUAUGGCUCCAAACCACCAGCAGCAGCAGCAGCAGCAGCAACAACAACAACGACAGCAGCAACAGCAGCAACAGCAGCAACAGCAGCAACAACAGCAACAACAGCAACAACAGCAACAACAACAGCAGCAGCAGCAUCAACAGCAUCAACAACUUCAACAGCAUCAACAGCAACAACAACUUCAACAGCAUCAACAGCAACAACAACAACAGCCACCACCACCACCACAACAACAACAACACCCUCAUCAAAUACCCCCUACAGAUCAAUCAUCUACAGAUGCUAGAAUAUCCUCACUUGAAAAUGCAGUUUCUAAUCUCCAGGCUUCUAAUACCUCUCUCCAAUCUCGCUGUACAUCAUUGGUAGAUACUUGCAAACGUAGUCAAACGGAUUUACUUCAAACACUAGAAUCUCUAAGUAAAAUUGUCAAUCAACUUAAUGAGUUUGAUGCAGCACAAAUGUAUUUCCGUGAUUAUAUUAACCAGGUUGCUACAAAACUCGAUCAUGUUCAAUCAAAAGUGGAUUCGGAUACCCCCUCCUCAACCGACACUGGUGCUCCGGGAGUUUCCAACUCGGCUUCAAACAAUCUUGAUUCCAGCCGUUUUAACCUUCUUCCUGAAAUGUCGGCUUCCACAGCGUCGCUCAUUCAACAGUUGAACUUUGACAUUAACAGGAUCCGUACUAAUGUUCAACACAAAGUUUCUGUGCUAUCGAUGCUUGCAGCUGAAGAUUCUGCAGCUGUAGCCCAGCAGCAACAUCAACAUCAUCAUCAGCAACAACAACAACAACAACAACACACUCAUUUGCAUCCAUCUAGUGCUGCUUCCCACCACCUUCAUUAUCCUUCCUCUGCACUACCAAAUACUUUCCCUUCUUAUUCGUUCCAGCAGCAGCAGCAGCAGCCCACCUCAGCCCCAUUUCAACACACCAAAACUGAGAUUUCCUUUUCCUCUACCAAGGAACGUACAGCAUCCAUAUUUUAUGACCCACUGGCUCCUGCUCCUCCAAAUCCAACAUCUCCUCGCCAGCCAGCUGUUGGAAUGGUCAAUGGUCCAAGUAAUAGUUCUGCAUCUACAAAUCCUGGCUCAGCUGGACCUGAUGAAAAGGGUUUCCCAACCUCUGCUCCUCAAGUUGGUUCUUCCACAUAUCAUUUACAUCGACAGUCGGCGCCUGGUGGGUUAUUUAGCCAUUACCACAGUCAUAGCACUUAUAACCAUCACUACCAGUCUUCCGCUCGCAAUAGCCCAUGCUCUUCUUCUCCAUCAUCUCCUGUUCCUUCAAAUUCAGAGCCUCCUUAUCCUCAUAUUCCUUCUUCCCAUCCUACUGCUAAUGGCUCUAUUAAUGGAUCAAAUAACCCCCAGCCUUUGCCACCUCUUCAGCCAAAUGGUAACUCAGGUUCUCCAUCUUCCAAUUCCCCAGCUUUUGCUGGUAGCACACCCCAUUCGCCUGUGAUAACAAAUGCAUCAUCUGUCAAUACUACUUCUAGUACAGCAAAUACCGCUCAUUCUUCGUCUGUUUCUCCUUCUCAUCCUCCUCCAUCAUAUAAUCAGUCAUACUUUUAUGGUGAGCAUGGUUCUCAACAGCAGCAGCAACAGCAGCAACAACAACCACAGCAGCAACAGCAACAGCAACAGCAACAACAGCAGCAGCAACAACAACACUUUCCUCAUCACGAUCUUAUGCCCCCCAGUAGAGACCAACGACCAGGAUCAUUCCCCUUGGUUAGUGUUUAUCAUAGCCAAAGACAAGCAUCUUAUGGGUUGUCUCAGAUCCCUAGUUCUAAUCCCUAUGGAUCGUUUUCCGGCCAUUCUCACCAUCAGUCUCACACAUCCUCGUCUGGAUCGAGCCAUCACCUGCCGAGUCUUGGGGGUCAAGGUGCUUCUGGAUCUGCAUUUACCAAUGCCCCAUCAAAGCUCAGAAGUGAAAUGGGGUACCGCCGUCACACGUCGAGUGAACUUCUUGUUCCUCCAUCGUCAUUUACACAUGGAGGUGAUCGUAAUAGUGGCAGCGGGUACCACCUGCACUCGUCAUUUAGUGGUCCCACAUCAAGCAGUGGCUCAGGCCACCACCAUAAUAGCUUACUUAACCAGCAGUAUGUCCCCCCAAUUUCAUCUUUUUCCAUGUCGACACCCCCUGACACUGGAAGCAGCCGCCAAAACAGUUGUGCUUCAAGCAAUUCGAGCUCAAGUGGUAUCCUUAAUGCAGCUAUUAGUAAUGAUACAGCAGCUGUUACACAUGUUAAUACAUCAUCAUCGUCAUCGUCGUCAUCAUCAUCAUCAUCAUCAUCAUCAUCAUCAUCAUCAUCGUCAUCAUCAACAUCAUCAACAGCAGCACUUUUUAAUGGGCCUGCUGAGAGUACAACUACCACUACUAAUAAUACCACGGCAACGACAGGAGGAGUUGCUGUGCCAUUGACGGGUGGAUCUAAUGUUGGAGGCGGAAACUCUAAUGUUACUUCUUCCUCGACAACAACUACAACAACAUCAUCAGAAUCGACAAAAUCAACAUCAGCAACAUCUACUUCUUCUCAUUCCGGAAAUAACAACUCUAGACUUUCUCCAACGCCUCCCCAGCAAAGACCUGGCGGUGUUGAGACCUCCAACAAUAAAGGAGCUGCAAAUAAUAAUACUGGCGGUUCUGCGCCGUUAAAUAUUUCGUCAAUGAUUGAUAAUGGGAGCCCUGAUGUUGUUUCAGGUAAAAAACGAGGGAUUUUGGAACUGAAAAAUGACGAGGAGAUUAAAGGAGGUAAUACAAGUCCUCGAGCAUCUACUACGGGAAAUGGUAGUAGUAUUAACAAUGCUUCAUCUCCUAAAUUAGAAAGAAGUGGGUCUACCACAUCUUUACGCCAUGGAAGCAGCGUGCAGUCACUGUUGAAUCCUACACCUUCUAACACUAGCAGUGAGAGCGAAGAGAAGAAGACUACUGCGACGAGUAGUGCAGGUGGUGCUAGCCGCAGCGCUGGUACUCCUGUUGCAGCUGUGUCUAGUUCAUCAUCUUCAUCGUCUGCAUCUGUUUCAUCUGCAGUAUCUCCUGUUUCUGAAAAGACUAAAGGUCCAGAAUCACCUUCUGUGUCACGGGGAUUAUUAUCUCCUGGUGGUAGUGGUGGUAAUGGUACUUUAGUAUCGUCAUCAACAUCUUUGUCGGUUUCAUCAUCUUCGGCACUACGUGUUUCUAAGAAACUUAUUUUUGAUGGAUCAGAGAAGAAUGGAACGACUACAUUAACAUCAGCAGCACCAUCGUCAUCAUCUACAAAUACAAAUACAAACGACCACGAAGGCAGCAAUAAUACUGGGUUGUGUUCUGGGGGGGCUGCAGCUGUUGCUGCGGCUGUUGGGAGUCCGUUGACCCCUGGGCUUGAUGAGCCCGAUCGCAAGCGGUUAAGAGUUUCUUGA
This is a messenger RNA of Magnusiomyces paraingens, 4554 nucleotides long. RefSeq lists its product as uncharacterized. NCBI's taxonomy places the organism in Eukaryota, Fungi, Ascomycota, Dipodascomycetes, Dipodascales, Dipodascaceae. The record is from RefSeq and is a predicted model, not a curated record. Bases 1 to 4554 code for a protein of 1517 amino acids. Gene Ontology annotation, biological process: regulation of DNA-templated transcription. The transcript has 2 exons. Gene Ontology annotation, molecular function: sequence-specific DNA binding; DNA-binding transcription factor activity.